UGCACUUUACGUUCAUGUUAUUUAAGGCAGGAAUGGCGAAAAGGUAUAGUGGAAGGCGAAAAAGUGGCAAUAUAUCCAAUUUUAGAAUGGAUUUUCAAUAACUGUGAGAAAUUGAAAGAACGAGCCUAUCUUGCUAAAUAUUUAGUCAAAACCGAUAUUCCCGGGGAAUUCCAAGAUGUGGAAACAGCUGAGUUAACAAAUCAGAUUAAUGCGUUGAUGGAAGACUUCAAGGCAACUUUAUAUUCUACUAUUUCAGGCGAAACUAAUCAAAAUUUUAUUUCAGAAAACUUGCAAAACGGUACAAGCAAUGGGGAUUUCAACAAUAAUAUCAAUAUUCAUAGUCGAGCUGCAGAGACUCGGAAAGAUACCAUGCUGGUAGAUGACAUACGAACAGACUUGAAAACUAUGGAACAGGAAAAAGAAUACUUGUUGAAAAAGGUUGAAAAAGCUGAAGAGAAGUUGCGUAAUGUACCAAAUCUUCAAAAAAUUCUUGAUUUAGCCACCAGUAUCAGACUUGAAAAUCGUCGUCGAGACAUACUGACGCUUCAAAUACAAGAGCAGACUAAUGUGACCAAUCACUGCACUAUGAAGUUGCAAAGAUUACAUACUGUAUUAGACGAACUGAAAGGCGCUGGAGCUGAAAACGCAGAUCCGAAUGUUGUACUCAAACAACUGGAGGAAGAAUUGCAAACGAGUCGAUAUAUUAUAGAAGAGAAACUUCCAAAAGAAAUAGAAGCUAAGCGCGCCAUAGUAAUCGAGCUGUCCAAAAUUGCUGAUAUACCGGCGCUGAGUGAGAAUGACAUUGCAAAUAUUCAGAGGAAGAUUCAAGCGGUUAAUGAAGAAAUGCUAACCUUAAUGAACGAGAAAGACGCUGAAGACAAAAACACAAACGAGCUUUCCGUAUAUCGUCAUCAAGAAAUUGCUAUAAAAAGAAAAAAGGCAGGCUUAGUUGAAAAGCUACAAAAGAAUCGGUAAGU
Enterobius vermicularis (human pinworm) is the source of this 977-nucleotide messenger RNA. The record is from the annotation of a GenBank genome assembly. NCBI's taxonomy places the organism in Eukaryota, Metazoa, Nematoda, Chromadorea, Rhabditida, Oxyuridae.